GGAGGAGGAGGAGGAGGAGGAGAAUCCCUGUCCAGGAGGUGGAGCGAGGGGACGGUGACCGCCUCCCGUUCCUCCCUGCCGUUUUUUCGGAGGAGCCCGAGCCGGGACACAACAAUCCGAGAGGGACGCGCACAAAGCCGUGGGUGCGCGCUGGCGCCGGGGCGAGCACGGGGCGUGGCGGGGCGCGGGGGUGCUAGCGGGCGCGGAGCGGCGGGGAUCAUGCCCGGCGAAGUCUCCUGAGCGCGGCCCGCGGGCCUCCCCGCCCCCACCGGCUGCCCUCGGCGCGGCCCUCCCUCCCCAUGUGCAGCCGGCCGGCCGCGCUCCCCUCGCGGCGGAGGGUGACCUCUUCCUGGCCCGGGCCGACUGUGCAAGGCGGCGGAGCAGGCGAUGAAGAAGAAGCAGCAGCAGCAUCCCGGCGGCGGAGCGGAUUCCUGGCCCCAUGCGGCCCCGGCCGGGGGCGCCCCGGCGGGCCUGGGCGGCUGGAAGCGCCGGGUGUCCCUGCUGCCCCUCCUGCGCUUCUCCCUCCGGGACUACGGUUUCUGCAUGGCCACCCUGCUGGUCUUUUGCUUGGGCUCCCUCUUCUACCAGCUCAGCGGGGGACCCCCUCGCUUCCUGCUGGACCUGCGACAGUAUUUGGGAAAUUCCACUUACUUGGAUGACCACGGUCCCCCUCCUAGUAAGGUCCUUCCUUUCCCCAGCCAGGUGGUGUACAAUAGGGUCGGCAAGUGUGGGAGUCGCACUGUGGUCUUGCUUCUGAGAAUCUUGUCAGAGAAGCAUGGAUUCAAUUUGGUCACAUCAGACAUUCACAACAAAACCAGGCUUACUAAAAAUGAACAAAUGGAACUGAUUAAAAAUAUAAGUACUGCUGAACAGCCCUAUUUAUUCACUCGACAUGUUCAUUUCCUCAACUUCUCAAGGUUUGGAGGAGACCAGCCCGUCUACAUCAACAUCAUCAGAGACCCUGUCAGUCGGUUCUUAUCUAACUAUUUUUUCCGUCGCUUUGGAGACUGGAGAGGGGAACAGAAUCACAUGAUCCGCACCCCCAGUAUGAGGCAAGAGGAACGCUACCUGGAUAUCAAUGAGUGCAUUCUUGAAAACUACCCUGAGUGUUCCAACCCCAGGUUAUUUUACAUCAUUCCGUAUUUUUGUGGACAGCAUCCCAGAUGCAGGGAGCCUGGUGAGUGGGCCCUUGAACGUGCAAAGCUGAACGUGAAUGAAAACUUCCUGCUCGUGGGGAUCCUCGAGGAGUUGGAAGAUGUGCUGCUUUUACUGGAAAGAUUUUUACCUCAUUACUUCAAGGGUGUGCUCAGCAUCUACAAGGACCCAGAGCAUAGAAAACUUGGAAAUAUGACUGUGACGGUGAAGAAGACUGUGCCCUCCCCGGAGGCUGUGCAGAUUCUCUACCAGCGAAUGAGAUACGAGUAUGAGUUCUACCACUACGUCAAGCAGCAGUUCCACCUGCUGAAGCGCAAGUUCGGCCUGAAGUCCCACGUGAGCAGGGCCCCCCUGAGACCGCAGUUCUUCAUCCCCACCCCCCUGGAAACUGAGGAGCCGAUCGAUGAUGAGGAGCAAGAUGAUGAGAAGUGGCUAGAAGACAUUUAUAAGAGGUGAUGCCAACACUGGCAUGGGUUGCCUCCAUGGCUCUUUCUCCCUUUCCAGAAAGAUUUUUGUUUGGGGAAAGAAAAAUCCUGAAGCGACUUUAAAUUAAUGCUUGGGUGCAUUAAAAAGAACAAAACAUUCCCACAUGUUGGGGUCAUUGGGAGAUGCCCGGUUUUGCGGGUGUUGUUUGUUUAAUUUUAUUCUGUGCUUUCUCUUGGCUCCUUGGGGUUUUCCCAGGUACACAGAUGGCUCCAUCACGAGGCAUCCUGCCAUAAAAUACCCUUUCCCUUCCCCUUCCCCAUAAGAUGGAAGAAAGAGGAGAAAUAUAUUCCACAGCCCAAUAAUUUAUCAUUUGUAAAAUAACUUGUAAAAAUAUUACCUCAGUGGUAGAAGAUAUUCACACUUGUCUAUGUCAGUAGAAAUAUGAAACCACUUCAUAGACCAGGGAAUCUGCUCUACAAGGAUCUAAGAGGAGAAGGUAAGAUAAGACCAUCAAACAACAGAUGUGCCUGCUUAAAUGGUUUCUUGCCUCAUGGGUAGAAUUCUGCCUCAGGUCCAUCUCAGGGGACAUAGUCAUCGAGAGCAGUGCACUUCUCUCUGAAAGAAUAAGUUGGCUUGUGCCAUGACCCCAACCAAUCAGAGCCUGGAGUACCUUUCAAAGUCAAAGUGCAUCGCUAGUUCCUUGAGAUAUUCCAUUCCCAAUCACCAUUCUGACAGUCACCAAAGUAUCAUAGCAAGGAAAAGGAUUUGUUUGCUAUGUAAGGAAGAGUAUAGGCAGCACGGAUCCAAUUUGAGGGUCAUGUAACAGCAGGAAAAAACAUGGGUGUGUGCUUUGCACCCAAUCUGAAACAUCUCUGCCCCUGGCACUGCUUUAAAUGGAAGUCCCAGGAACCAAUUUAGCUCUGGCAUUAGUUUUUAUGGCAGGAAUUCUAAACCUGACCACAGACAGUGCAUAAUCUCUGCACUACCAAAUGGGGUCUUAUCUGGUAUUUGGUACCUGCUUUUAGUAACAAGGGGUCCUCAGUUCUUUUCAGGUGGCAAUAGAACUAUAGUCUCAUUUCUUAUGGAAUCUGUUUGCUCUUAGGAACCCUUAACAGGGACAUCAAAAACAGAAAAGUACGACUUCUGGGUAAGAGACUGUCUGACAAGCUUUAUGAGCAGGUGGGUGCCCCUGUGUGACCUGAAUAGAGACUGGGCAUUCCCAUUACCCCCAAAUAUCCAGCCUGUCCACCUUUCACCCCAUCACUUCCCCUUACCCAUAGAUUUAACACUAGGAGCCAGGAUGCAGAGGUGGAAGUAGGAAGGACAAGUAAGCUUGUGACAAAUUUUGUCUGCUCUGUGUUCUCCCUUCGAGCCAGCUCAUCAAGAGCACUUGCAAAGUGAGUCAGAGGACUUUAGACUCUGACUUUAGGCAAUCUGCACAUUUUCUGCUUUUCAGAAAACAAGAGUCUCUCUAGAAUUUUUUCUUUCUUCACUAAAACUGAGCAGUGACCAAGAUACAAAGCAAGUCACUUGGACCCUGCCGAGUGUGUGCUUAAGCUACUUUAUCAUGAGAUGGAUUAAGAAGGCUCCAGCCCACAGGCAUCCAGUGAAGGCAGGGGCCACAGAGACACAAAGUCCAGCACUUGUGGGGUUUCCUUCUGCUUCACAGCACUGGGACAGCAAAGCAAAUAAGGGACAGGUUCUCAGAGUAAGAAAUUUCCUUUGUCCUGUGCGGAGAGACCAGAACCUUACUAUUAGGCAUACUUUAAAAAACAACCUAAAAAACAGCUAUCAUGUUCAAAACAGUAUAAGAAGUGCUACCUGGUAUGUUGUGAGUCAGUUCUAUUAAAUUACAUAUAAAGAAUGAUGGUAAGUUUACACACUGUACAAUCUCACAAUCUGAAAAUAAAGUUGCAAUGGCUAUGUUUUCUCUGCUGUUGUUAGAACACCAGAAUAAUUGGUCAUUCAACAAAUCCAUCCUCUUUCUGCAAGUUCACAUGGGCACUUCUACCUGUGUGUUCAAAGGUAUUUAUUUUGGGCAGUGAUCAGUAUAAUGUCACAACAAAAGAUGCCAACUGAUUACUUGUAGGGACUUUUUGUUAUUUUGCCCCAACACACAGCCUCUAGUUCCUAAAACUUCAUAGGUUUAUUUGGCACACAUGACAACAUUUAUUUGGCUCUGGGCCCAAUACAGUUUGUACUUCAUGAAAUAUACUGUACAUUUUACAUAGUUUAAUUUAAAAAAUACAUUUUAAGCUAGUUGAUCUUUGACUGCCUUAUUUAUUAUAACCUUUCGGCACAUUCCAAGGUUUUAGUUACUCAGGAAGGAGUUAAUUAAAAUGAUUUUAUUUUGGUCUGAUGGAUGUUUUAUAAAAGGAAAAUUGUUAUUAUGAACCCUCAGCCUACUUUCUUUGAGUGCUGUAAAAGUGCUUGUAAAUUUUUUUCUCCUAAAGGAGAAAAAAAUGAUAUUUGACAUUGAUGAAAAUUCAAAACUAUAUAUGGAACUGAAACAUAAGCCUAGCUAAAAUAAAAGCAAUCUGUGUUUGA
Heterocephalus glaber (naked mole-rat) is the source of this 4128-nucleotide messenger RNA. It is a transcript of the gene Ust, whose product is annotated as uronyl 2-sulfotransferase. NCBI's taxonomy places the organism in Eukaryota, Metazoa, Chordata, Mammalia, Rodentia, Bathyergidae. The record is from RefSeq and is a predicted model, not a curated record. Gene Ontology annotation, cellular component: membrane. Gene Ontology annotation, molecular function: sulfotransferase activity.